Thecamonas trahens ATCC 50062 is the source of this 2164-nucleotide messenger RNA. RefSeq lists its product as uncharacterized. NCBI's taxonomy places the organism in Eukaryota, Apusomonadida, Apusomonadidae. The coding region runs from base 11 to 2164 and encodes 717 amino acids. The record is from RefSeq and is a predicted model, not a curated record. The transcript is spliced from 3 exons.
CUUCCAAGCCAUGCACCAGGGCAGCAGACCAUGUUCUGCAGUAGCAUGUACCAUGGUCGUUGUCCUGUGGCUGUGUGUGGUGGCUUCGGCUGCGCCGACAAUGGAGACGGUGACCGGCGUGGUCCAAUCAACAAAUUGGAUAACCUGCAUGACGCGGAGCAACGGAGGUAUGAGCGAAGGCGUUGACCUUAAUCUCGUCAAUGAUGAGCGAGUCUGUGCUAUUAAUGCUUACUUUGCAAGUUUGCCAUCGACGACAACGGGCUUCUUCUGGAUCACUCCGCAGAGUGCCAUCGAGUUUGAGUAUAUUUCCGUAUCGAAUGAUAUGGACGUGGCCUUGGCGUACUACGGCAUUGCAAGCAGUGACAAGGCAAAGUCGUUCGAUGACUCUUAUUGGCAGACCGACUAUCGUCUCAACACAGCUACGCCAUACACAGGAAGCUAUGUUGUGGAAAACGUGCCAGACUCGGCCGGAUCGGUUGCUUCCAUCUCGGGCACCGCCAUCAGAUCCUUGCUGGGCGCUGCCUUUAGUGAUUCGGCCUUCUCGGGCUCACGGCUAAUGCUGCGCAUCGAGCAAUCGGGCACAAAGUGCAACUCAGGGACGUGUACCUUGGGCAAGGGCCUGCCUACCCCCACCAUCUACUUUCGCUACUACCCGGUGUGUAACUUUUACGGUGCUGUGGCCGAUGGCUCGGUCGCACCGUCGUCCAUCACCGGCGCUACCUUUGCUCCGGUCGACGGCACGCUCAAGAUCACUUGCGAUCCAGGCUUUACUCUCUACGGCGCGGACGCCAACGACGAGGUGACUUGUCAGUCGGACGGCUCGUACGUCCCUGCCUCACCGUACUGUGGCCCGCCACCGCCGCCGCCGCCUUCACCGCCGCCGCCGCCAUCGCCGCCGCCCUGCGGUGGCCUCGACGUGUCGUCAUCAAGUUCGAGCGGCGUGGCAUCGUAUGCUUCUCCCAUUAACGUCAUGAUCUUUGUCAUCGUCCUCCUUCUCUGCUGUGUGGCAUGCUGCUGCGUCCGGUAUCAGCGCCGGCGGCUGCAGACCAACAAGGUGACACCCGGAGAGAAGUUGCAGCUUUGCCCGUCGGGCAGGUGCUUGGUGGCGUACAUGCCGAUCUACACCGAGCUUGCAAGCAGCUCGCCAGAGCUUGCGCAAGAGGCUAUGGAUCUGGUCGUGGACGUUGUCUACUCUCAGGUGGUUGGAGCGGGCGGCAUGCCGUUCAACCUCGUCGAUGGCGAUGGUUCAUUCGCGGCAGCGAUGUUUCCAGCCGACAUGGCGCUCACGGCUGUGGAGACUGCCGUCGCUAUCGAGGAUGCACUGCUUGAUGUGGAGUGGUCCAAUGCCCUUGUCUCGCACCCGCUCUGCGCGUCGUCGGUCAAGAGCAGCGGCGAUGGACCUGUGCGGAUCUGGCGCGGGCCUCGGAUCACGGUAGCGGUGACGACUUGCAACCACGUUGGACUCAGCUCAGUGCCCAAGCAGCGCGUUUGUGUGGCUGCCGCGUACAGAGCGGCGACGGCACACAGCUACGACGGCGCAGUGGUGCUGGAUGAUGCGACGUUUGCGGCGAUGCCUGUGCCGCUUCCGGAUCAGCUGGCCAUCUACCCGCUCCAGGUGUCACACGAAGUCCCGCUGUAUCUUGCAGUCAAGGCCGGGACGGUGACCGAGAGACGGCUCGACAUGAACCCUGCCCUGACGCCGCGGAUGCCGGCUGCAGCCAACAGCAACGGCGGGAUGUCGCCGAGGUUGGAUCGGGUGCUGGCUGGGGUUCAGGAAGCGAAUGCUGCCCUCAAGCACAACGGCAAGUCCUUGGACAUUGCAGCGCAUCGGGCGGCACGCAACGAGCGGCACUCAGCGCUUAUGGCGCGCAGUCUCAACCGUACCGAGUCGUACUCCAAGCACGCAGCCAAGUACGCAGCCAUAGUGCAAGUCCGGCAGCCCGCCGGGCUGACGUCGGCGGCUGCUGGCAGAUCGGAAGCGAGCGCAACGUCGUGGCUUGCCGGCGAGGCGACGUCCGAGCUGACGGCUGGCGACUUUUCCUCAGCCUCGGGCUCGCCAUCGCGGAAACUCGAUGUCAAUGGCCGGCUCGCCUGGGGUACAGAUGCGCCGGCUGCUGCCACGGCAUCAGCGCUGCUCCUCGGCUACGUCCGCAGCCGGGUUUGA